This is a messenger RNA of Yarrowia lipolytica CLIB122, 1737 nucleotides long. RefSeq lists its product as uncharacterized. Gene Ontology annotation, cellular component: mitochondrion. Gene Ontology annotation, molecular function: D-lactate dehydrogenase (NAD+) activity; FAD binding; D-lactate dehydrogenase (cytochrome) activity. Lineage: Eukaryota; Fungi; Ascomycota; Dipodascomycetes; Dipodascales. The record is from RefSeq and is a predicted model, not a curated record. Gene Ontology annotation, biological process: lactate catabolic process.
AUGAACAGAAUCUCACGAGCCGCCCAGAGCGUCUCUCGAAUUGCCUCCAGGCAAUUGGCUCGAAGUAACUUCUCCACACAGGCAAGAUCAUCCCAGCCAUCUAUCAGCUGGGGUGCUGUUGCAGGAGCCGCUGGUGUCGCUGCGGGAGUGACCUACUUCAUUACCAAGUCCGACAAGAACGCUGUGGCCCUUAAGAAGGAAGAUGAGGAUGUUGGCCGAGGAAUCCAGAAGGUCCUCGAUGGUGCCUCUCUCGACACGGACUUCUCUCACAAGCCCAAGUACGGAGGUGAGGAGGAGUUCAAGAAGGCCCUGCCGGAAUUUAUCAAGGCUAUCGGUGAGGAAUACGUUUCUACCGACGAGGAGGAUAUCCAAUUCCAUGGCUGGUCCAACGUUUCUUCUUCCAACCUCGACACUCUGCCCUUUGGUGUUCUGUACCCCAAGUCUACUGAGGAGGUUUCUGCCAUUGCCAAGAUCUGCCACAAGCACAAGCUUCCCAUGGUCGGCUACUCCGGAGGUACUUCUCUGGAGGGCCACCUUUCUGCCGCCUACGGAGGUGUCUGCAUCGACUUCUCCAACAUGAACAAAAUUAUUGCUAUUAGACCCGAUGAUAUGGAUGCCACUGUCCAGCCCUCUGUUGGCUGGGUUGAUCUGAACAACGAGAUUCUCAAGGAGGGCCAUCGCCUGUUUCUGGCUGUUGAUCCCGGCCCAACAGCACAGGUGGGAGGCAUGGUUGCCAACUCUUGUUCUGGAACCAACUGUGUUAAGUACGGACCCAUGCGAGAUCACGUUGUUAAUCUCACUGUUGUCCUGGCGGACGGUACCAUUCUCAAGACCCGGCAGCGACCUCGAAAGACCUCUGCUGGAUACAACCUCAACCAUCUAUUCGCUGGAACCGAGGGAACACUUGGUCUGAUCACCGAAAUCACCGUUAAGCUCCAGCCCAUCCCCAAUGUCACCUCUGUCGCCGUCCAACAGUUUCCGACCGUCCACGCCGCUUGCAAGACUGCUAUGGAUAUCCUCAAGGAGGGUAUCCCCAUGGCUGCUCUUGAACUUAUGGAUGAUCAGCACAUGAUCUGGGUCAACAACUCCGGUUACGCCAAGAGAAAGUGGGAAGAGAAGCCCGCCCUGUUCAUGAAGUUCGCCGGUGCCUCCGAGGAAACUGUCGCCGAGCAGGUGAAGGUUGCUAAGGAGAAGGCUGCCAAGUACACAGACUCUCCCUUGCAUUUCGGAAGAGAUCAGGAGGAACAGGAUGAGCUGUGGUCUGCCCGAAAAAACGCGCUUUACCUCGCUCUUGCUGCCGAGAAGGACGGUAUGAAGGCAUGGACCACUGAUGUUGCUGUUCCCCUUUCUCAGCUUCCUGAUAUUGUCAUGAAGGCAAAGCAGAGCAUCACUGAUGCUGGUCUUCUUGGAGGAGUUCUGGGCCACAUUGGUGACGGAAACUACCAUGCCAUCAUGCUUUACACUCCCGAGCAGGCCGAUAUUGUCACCGACGUCGUCCAUAAGAUGGUCGACCAGGGUCUGGCUGCCGAGGGAACCUGCACUGGUGAGCACGGUGUUGGAUUCGGAAAGAUCGAGGGGCUUCUUCACGAGGUUGGUCCUGUCUCUCUCAACCUGAUGCGAACCAUCAAGCUGUCUCUUGAUCCCCUUGAGCUACUUAACCCCGGCAAGAUCUUCACUGACGAUGCCAUUCAGCAGGGUCUCAAGACUCUGGAUAACAACAAGGCUGGUAAGACUUAA